Eurypyga helias (sunbittern) is the source of this 1079-nucleotide messenger RNA. It is a transcript of the gene TOR1A, whose product is annotated as torsin family 1, member A (torsin A). The transcript is spliced from 4 exons. The record is from RefSeq and is a predicted model, not a curated record. The annotation marks the transcript as partial. Gene Ontology annotation, biological process: nuclear membrane organization; protein localization to nucleus. Gene Ontology annotation, cellular component: nuclear envelope; endoplasmic reticulum lumen. Gene Ontology annotation, molecular function: ATP binding; kinesin binding; ATP hydrolysis activity. Lineage: Eukaryota; Metazoa; Chordata; Aves; Eurypygiformes; Eurypygidae.
CUCUGCAGGAGGAUUUGAACAGGAGGCUCUUCGGGCAGCACCUGGUGAACAAGGUGGUUGUGAAGGCCGUGAGGGGCUUCUUGAACAACACCAACACCAAAAAGCCUCUUGCCCUUUCCUUGCACGGGUGGACCGGAACAGGCAAGAACUUUGUCAGCAAGAUAGUCGCCGAAAGCAUUUAUAAGAGAGGUCUGCAGAGUAAAUACGUCCAUCAGUUCGUGGCAACUUUACACUUCCCUCAUGCGCACAGCAUCAAUCUCUACAAGGACCAGUUGCAGUCAUGGAUUCGAGGAAAUGUGAGCAUCUGUCCCAGAUCACUUUUCAUAUUUGAUGAAAUGGAUAAAAUGCAUGCAGGGCUCAUCGACUCCAUCAAGCCAUUCCUGGACUACUAUGAGCUUCUGGAUGGGGUGUCCUACCGACAAGCCAUCUUCAUAUUCCUCAGCAAUGCAGGAGCUGAAAAGAUAACAGAGGUGGCACUAGAUUUCUGGAGAAACGGGAGGACAAGGGAAGAAAUACAGCUCACAGAUAUACAAAACGCACUGUCUGUGUCCGUCUUCAAUAACAAAAAUAGUGGAUUUUGGCACAGCACCUUGAUUGACAGGAAUCUCAUUGACUACUUUGUUCCCUUCCUGCCUCUGGAAUACAAACAUGUGAAAAUGUGUGUCCGGGUUGAGAUUGAGUCACGUGGCUACGCUGUGGAUGAAGACAUUUUAACCAGAAUAGCUGAUGAAAUGACCUACUUCCCCAGAGAGGAGAGAAUUUAUUCAGAUAAAGGAUGUAAAACUGUGGAUGCAAAGCUGGAUUAUUACUAUGACUUCUAAUGCUUUAUUGCUACAACCUGCAAAGAAGCAAAUUUAACUUAAUCACAACAUGAAGAACCCAGGACAUUUCAUUUUUAAGCACUUUUUAAAGAAAAGAACGUUAUUUUUUAACUGGUGUGGGAAUAAGCGGCAGUGCCUCUGCAUUUUUAUUCUGGCACUACUCACGGCUCCCAGGUACUUCAGCCUCGUGUUGCCAAGGUAAGAAAGAAAUCCGGCGUGAACGCGGGGGUCUGUGCCUGACAGUGCCGAAGACCCCUC